Messenger RNA from Aspergillus saccharolyticus JOP 1030-1, 1352 nucleotides. Its product is annotated as protein-S-isoprenylcysteine carboxyl O-methyltransferase. The transcript is spliced from 2 exons. Bases 237 to 1178 code for a protein of 313 amino acids. Gene Ontology annotation, cellular component: membrane; endoplasmic reticulum. Gene Ontology annotation, biological process: C-terminal protein methylation. The record is from RefSeq and is a predicted model, not a curated record. Lineage: Eukaryota; Fungi; Ascomycota; Eurotiomycetes; Eurotiales; Aspergillaceae. Gene Ontology annotation, molecular function: protein C-terminal S-isoprenylcysteine carboxyl O-methyltransferase activity.
CACACCGAUUGUUCUCAAACUAAAGAAGCACCUCAGCUCUUUGCCAAAGAGGUUGCACUCAUAACAUGCUCACACUCUAGCGAAACCGCGAUAAAGCCUCCCAAAUUCCUCCCCCUCCCCCCUUCAGAAGCAGAAUGCAUUAUCGACAUCAACACCACCAUCACCGCCGCAACCACCACUAAACACCACACCAUAACCACAAUUAUCACCAACCACCAACCACAAAACUCCGCAAAAUGACCACCACACCACCAUCCGAUUCAGCGCCCAGCGCCCCCCUCGCCUCCCCGACCCCCCAAUAUCGCGCCUAUCAACCCACCGCGUCGCGCACCUCCUCACACUCCUCCUCGACCUCUACCCCGUCCCCAUCCCCUUCUUCCUCCCCAACCCUGGACCCCUCCAACCUUCCCAAUGGCCCGAAAUCGCUCUCCGGAAUCUCCCUCCGCGCCUUUCUCCUCGGCACGACCCUAGGCCUAACCAUUAGCUCCACGCUGUACCUCCUCCUGACUACCACCUCCCCGCUCUGGCGCCUCCCGUUUUUCCUCGCCAGUCUAAGCCUCUUCCACUUCCUCGAAUACUACACCACAGCCGCGCACAACCCGCGCUUCGCGACCGUCUCUGCCUUCCUCCUGACCUCGAACGGAUGGGCCUACAACGUCGCGCACGGCUCCGCGCUCCUCGAAUGCCUCCUCACCUCCACCCUCUUCCCGGCGACUGACCACCAGCACCACCAGCACCGCAUCGGCUCGAACCUCUACACCCGACUCACCGGCGGGCCCUACCACCACCCCCACCUCCUCCCUGAACGUCUUAAUCUCGCCGUCUGCAUAGGCCUCGCCCUCAUGAUUCUCGGCCAGACCGUGCGCUCCGUCGCCAUGGCCCAAGCCGGCAGCAGCUUCAACCACACGGUGCAGGUGGCGCGGCGCGACGACCACCGCCUCGUCACGACGGGCGUCUACCGGUGGCUGCGGCACCCUUCAUACUUUGGGUUUUUCUGGUGGGGGAUCGGUACCCAGUUGGUGCUGGGUAAUGUUGCCUGCUUGAUCGGGUAUGCGCUGGUCUUGUGGCGGUUCUUCAAGUUGCGUGUCAGGAGAGAGGAGAACUAUCUCUGUGCGUUCUUUGGGGAUGAGUAUCGGGCGUAUAGGAAGAGGAGCUGGGUUGGGAUUCCUUUCGUUUGAAGAACGGGAUCAGCCUCUGAGGAUGGGCUCAAUGAGAGCAGGCGGUUCUUAUACUGUACAUGGGGAAUGAUGGGCACGGUAGAUAUAGGAUUUGUUGGCCCGGGUCCUAAUAUAGUAUCACCCCCUGAUUGGGGGCGAUUGUUUAAUUCUUUUGCUUACAUACGAAUAUUUUUU